Molecule: messenger RNA, 1124 nt
Organism: Aplysia californica (California sea hare)
Lineage: Eukaryota; Metazoa; Mollusca; Gastropoda; Aplysiida; Aplysiidae
Product: sodium-coupled monocarboxylate transporter 1-like
Exons: 3
Coding region: 66-938 (290 amino acids)
Biological process (GO): transmembrane transport; sodium ion transport
Cellular component (GO): membrane
Molecular function (GO): symporter activity
Source: RefSeq, a predicted model, not a curated record
CCUAUUUCCACACUUUUCAGUGUGAGCCUUUUGCGAGCGGAGAGAUCUCCAGCCGGAACCAGAUCAUGCCCUACUUUAUCCGACACGCCUUCGCAGACACGCCAGGGGUGAUGGGUUUCUACGUGGCCACUUUAUUUAGUGCAUCGCUCAGCACCGUGUCGUCAGGAAUUAACUCCCUUGCUGCCAACACGGUGGAGGACAUCCUGAGCGGACCCCUGAGCUCCGUCAAAGAGCACCGAGUGACACAAAUCACGAAGCUCAUCGUCUGUGUCUACGGCGCCAUCACUGUAGGGCUCGCCUACGUAGCCAACAACAUGAAGGGGUCCGUGUCACAGAUGGCGCUGUCAGUGAUGGGCGCCACUGGCGGGCCAAUCCUCGGGGUCUUUCUGGUGGGUGCAUCGGUACCCUGGAUCAACAAGUACGGUGUUCUGGGAGGCGGCUGUCUCUCUAUAGCUUUCAGUGUGUGGAUUGCGUUGGGUAACCAGGUAUACAGCAAGAAGAGUAACAAUUUGCCUUUCGCGUACACGGGACAGUGUGAGGCCAACAUCACUUGUCCACUUGGAAGUGAUGGCGUGACGUGCGAUACAAGCACACUUCUUUUCACGAACGACACGUCUUUUCACGGAAACUACUCAGUGGAAGUGCCAACUUACACAACUACGUCCCCUUAUUUGACUACGAAUGGAACAAUUCUCGACUCUGGUGACUUCGGCUUUUUCCUGUAUGAUAUUUCCUACGUAUGGUAUGCUCUGAUUGGCGCUGUUGUGAGUUCGGUCGGUGCGAUGGCGAUAAGCUUUGUCUCUCGCAAACUUGUGGAGAAAAAAACAGAUCCAGCUCUGAUGUUUCCCUUCAGUAGGAAGUUGUGGUCAAUGAACGUCUCCAAGCCCACCGAGGAGGAAACGGAGAAAAGCCUCGCCACCAAAGACACUGUGAUUUGAGGCUUGGGAUAUGUAGGGAAAGGAUACAGAACUAAGUGAAAAGAAGUAUAAUUUUGGAAAAUAUAUAUUUACUGCAUGAUACCUAUAAUGAGGCGCUCUUGGUGUGGAGUCUUUAGGGCUGACAAACGUGAGAACAGAAAUUGAUUUGCUCAGAAACACGUUCUCACUCUUACGGAACAAUAAACA